Psilocybe cubensis is the source of this 900-nucleotide messenger RNA. RefSeq lists its product as uncharacterized. Gene Ontology annotation, cellular component: Golgi apparatus; membrane. The record is from RefSeq and is a predicted model, not a curated record. Bases 1 to 900 code for a protein of 299 amino acids. Lineage: Eukaryota; Fungi; Basidiomycota; Agaricomycetes; Agaricales; Agrocybaceae. Gene Ontology annotation, biological process: vesicle-mediated transport. The transcript is spliced from 6 exons. Gene Ontology annotation, molecular function: small GTPase binding.
AUGGCCUACGUCCAAGUAGAAGCCGACGACCGCUUGGAGGAAGGCCCCGAAGGCCUCCAGUUCAAAUCAUUUCUCGGCGCCGACGCCUCCGCUCAUGGCGUAUCUAGCGCACAACGCAGUCCCGGUGUCGGGAAUACCGACCGCCGUUACAUCUCCGACGAGGCCAACCAACGCAAAGGCAGCGGGAGCUUCUGGAAUAUUGAGUACUACCAACCGUACUUUGACAUAGAUACCAAAACUGUCCUCGAGCGGUGCUACACGACACUUAUGCCUUGGACCCCUUCCUUCCGCACUUACUUCUCUUCAUCGCUCAACCCGCCCGACCUCUAUGGCCCCUUCUGGACGCUGACCACCCUCAUAUUUGCCCUAUAUUUAUCGUCAUCCCUCGCCGCGUCCAUAACGAGUUAUAUGUCCCCAGUAGGCGCAGACCCAUUCGAUUACGACUUUGGCUUGCUCAGUAUCGCAGUAUCGCUCGUGUACCUGUAUGGACUCGCGCUGCCCGUACUACUGUGGCUUGGCCUGCGGUACCUGGGUGUAGGGGAGUGGAGCGUGGUUGAGGCAGUCGCAGUGUGGGGAUACAGCCAGUUCGUGUGGAUUCCAGUAUCGUUCCUGUGUGUUAUUCCAGUCCGCAUUUUGCGCUAUGUCCUCGUUGGGAUUGCAUGGGGACUCUCAGGUUACUUCCUCGGGUUAAAUGUAUACCCCAUUUUGGCAUCAGCCGAAGCAAAAGCCACACGACUGCUCAUAAUCCUCCUCGCAGCGCUCCAUACGGGCAUCGCCAUCGCGUUUAAAGUGCUGUUCUUUAGCUAUUAUAUUAAGGUGUUGGAUGGGGCUCCGGGUGGAGAUACAAAGACUGGCGGCGGAAGCGGUGCAGGGAAUUCGACAAAUCCUAGGUGGCUGUGA